Penaeus vannamei (Pacific white shrimp) is the source of this 368-nucleotide messenger RNA. The record is from RefSeq and is a predicted model, not a curated record. NCBI's taxonomy places the organism in Eukaryota, Metazoa, Arthropoda, Malacostraca, Decapoda, Penaeidae.
ACUUCAUUCGACUUCACGACACCGUAGUCCGUGGUCAGAAGUCGGAAAUAGAGGUUUUUUUGGCAAGGAACGACAACUGAAAAGCAGGGUCAAAAGACAUCAUCAUCAUGGCUAACGCUACAGGACCUCAGAUGGCUUAUUAUGGGCAACAGAUGGGCACUUUCGGGUACCCUGAGGGCAUGACUGUCGUGGACUUUGUACCAGAAACCAUUAAACACAUGGUACACGAACACUGGUACAAUUACCCCCCGGUCAAUCCUAUGUGGCACUACCUGCUUGGUGUCAUCUACAUCUUCCUUGGUUUCUUCUCCACCACUGGCAACGGCCUUGUCAUCUACCUGUACAUGAAGGCCCCGAAUUCAAAAUAG